This is a messenger RNA of Podarcis raffonei (Aeolian wall lizard), 1680 nucleotides long. Its product is annotated as armadillo repeat-containing protein 12-like. The transcript has 6 exons. The coding region runs from base 206 to 1528 and encodes 440 amino acids. The record is from RefSeq and is a predicted model, not a curated record. Gene Ontology annotation, cellular component: nucleus. NCBI's taxonomy places the organism in Eukaryota, Metazoa, Chordata, Lepidosauria, Squamata, Lacertidae.
CUCACAAUGUUUUGAUAACAUCAGCAAGUGGGGAGGGAGGACUCAGGAGUCUUACCUCUCAUAUCCUGUGAUGAUGAUGUGCCACAGUUGUUAUGGUGGACUCAGGUGACAUCACAAACCAUGUAAUGAGCAGUCAAGUAUUUCCAUAGGUGGUUGUGUUGGUGGGUUGCUGGUGGCCAGAAUUCCCUAGUAAGCUCAAGGCAGGAUGAAGAAAUACUACGAUCUGGUAACUAAAAAAAAUGUGUUAACUGCAGCUACAGGAGCUACAGCCAUCUAUCUGGUGUCCAAGACUCUCCUAUCAAUGUUCAGAAGUCCCCCCUACAACCCGGAUCAAAUGAAUUUUGCCAAUCUAGCCGUUGAGUAUUAUCCAGCUCCAUCUGCAAGAGCAAAUGUUCCUGGAGAGCUCAGGAGACUCCUGCUGUCUCUCAGCCCAAACCUAGAUGACAACUCCAAGAGGACAACGCUUCAUACCAUCACUCAGUGUAUCUAUCUGAAGGAAUCAGAGGCAAAUGCCUGCACCAAUGAUGACAUUAGAUUGGUGGCAUUAUUCCUGGAUGAUGGAGACAAAGCCGUCAAAACAGAGGCACUGCAUGCCCUCAAAGCUUUCACUGUCGUCUGGCGGUUCAAAAUCAAAAUCCAGGAAUACGUUCCCAAGAUUGUUGAGCUGGUGACUGGCUCCUGGGACCCCACCCUUCAGGUUGCUGGGUUGAGGCUGCUGAACGGGUUGAAUAUUCCAGACAACACCCACACUCUCCUGAGAGGGAUGCUGCCGAACUUCCUGGAAAUCCUUCUCAUGGCAAACACUAUGGCCAAGGUGCAGGUUCUGAAGCUUCUUAGCACGCUGGCCCAGAAGGAAGACCUGCUGUACGACAUCAUGAAUUGUCGGACACCCGUCGAGUUCCUGAGCCUCUUCCAACCAUCCCUGCCAGGGAACCUGCUCUAUGAGAUGUUAGUCUUUGUGGAGCGCCUCAGCGAAGGGCGCCUCUCCCCGCAGUACCAGUCGAUGCAGUGGCAGUACAGCGACAACUCCCUCCACGAAACCAUCUUUGGCAACAACUCCCGCCUCUCCGACCGCCUGCUUGCUCUCAUCAUCCACCCAGAGGAGGAGGUGCAGGCUCAGGCCUGCAAGGUCAUCCUCAGCCUCCGGCUCAACAGGGAAGAGAGCAAGGUGGUCAGUGCCCUCCCCUUUGGGGCCAACAUCAGUGUCCACCCCCUGGAAUCAACGAGGAUUAGCCAAGUCUCCAACCCCUCUGACCUGAGCAGCCACACUCUCGGUCCCAAUAACGUCUCCUCUGAGCCCACCGGCACCAACGUCUCCUUUGACAGCACCCAUGACAACAGCGGGCGUAGCUUCCACACACUCCAAGGCACUGAUGAGACUGGACACAGCUUCUAUCCCCUUCCAAGAGCUGACCACAGCUUCUACCCCCUUGAGACCGUCAGCAGCCACAUUAUUCAGGACCAAAGAGUCAACAGCUUCAAUAUUCCUCCAGCUUGCUAUUCGGGUGAGAGUGACAACAGUGUUUAAAGGGCCCAUUUCUAGACGAAAGAGCGAAUGAUAAAAGAAUUGGAGAAGAGAUGACAUCACCAUUUGUCUCUCCCUAUGUAAGGAAAAGGUCCAGGCAUGUAAGCAUUCAGGAUCCUACCUUCUACCUAACAAAACUUCUAUGUGCAUUAGAA